Anneissia japonica is the source of this 1463-nucleotide messenger RNA. Its product is annotated as protein lin-37 homolog. The coding region runs from base 97 to 831 and encodes 244 amino acids. The record is from RefSeq and is a predicted model, not a curated record. Gene Ontology annotation, cellular component: Myb complex; transcription repressor complex. NCBI's taxonomy places the organism in Eukaryota, Metazoa, Echinodermata, Crinoidea, Comatulida, Comatulidae. Gene Ontology annotation, biological process: negative regulation of transcription by RNA polymerase II. The transcript has 7 exons.
GUGAUUCUGAGGUCAAAGUGUACGGUAAGGGCGUCUGAUUCGAAAUUAGGCCUAAGCUUUUAUGCAUCAUUUUUCAUAGGCCUAUUUACUAGGAAAAUGUCAGUGGAAAUCAAGCAGGAAGUAUUGAACAGUCCUGAUGUGACAGUUGCAAGGAGUCGCUUGGAUGGUGUUCUUCAAACCCUUGUUGAUCAAGCAGAUGAAGGGGAUCCCUCAGAAGAUGAAUUGUCAAAGAGUCCUCAAGACAUCAAAAGUGAGGGGUCGUCUGUAUCUACAUCUCCUCCAAAGAAGUUAUCAGCUCGUUCAAGAAAACGAAAGAAAAAGGAGUUGUCAUCCAAUGCUGAAUUUGACACGUCACUCGUUGAAGGCAUGCACCUAAAACAUACGUACAUCAUGAAGUUAUUUGAUCGAAGUUUGGAUUUGGCACAGUUUGAGAGCACCACCCCGCUAUACCCUGUGUGUCGUGAUUGGAUGAAUAAUCAACCGCACUCCAAGCGACCUACAAGAACGCGAACUCCGUCACCAGAACCAUUGCCAGAUUCAGAUCAGGAAACCCCAUUAAAAGAUAUAUACAAAAUGCCACCACCUCUAUCCCCUAAAAAAGUAUCCCCUGAUGAACGUGAUCCUAGGAUACCAUCCCCUGUUCCCCAGCCAGAUGAAGCACUGGACAUCAACAUGGAUCCUGAGCAGGCACCCCCUGGAGAGGUUCUCCUGCAAAACCACCUCCAAAGAUGGAGACAGAUCAGAACUAAAUGGAAAGAGACUACACAAGCAGAUUAUGCACGUUACUCUGAAGGUUACGCUCUGCUAAAAGCUAUGUAUGAAAGGCAAUGAGACGGACAAUAAUAGGCUAAUCAGACAAGCAUAUUGAACUUUAGGCAGAUCGUGAAUAUAUUCAACUGUAGAGAACAAGCAGACAUAUCAAAGACAAAUGCUAUGUUCAACUGGUACUUCACAUAAAGCCAUUUUCCAGCAGCUUGGAAAAUAUGUUAUUGCUUUUACAUGAUUUCAUCAACAUCAUGAAUUUAAUGCAGUGUUUUCGACUGAACAGAACAAGACAAUUGCCAUGUUUGAUUGUUACUUCACAUGAAACCAUGCACUAGCAACAUUGAAUAUACGUAUUGCAGUCUUUUUAACUGCAAUGAACAAGCACAUAUUAUUAAAGAUAAUGGUCAUGUUUGACAGUUAAAAGUCUUCCAUGUCUAGGGGCAUGGGGGGGGGCGGGGAGUGCAAGCUUGAACCAUCUGCCCAUUAAAAUAAUGAUAUUCAAGUAGUUAAUACCGUGCCCCACCCACCCCUGUUAAUACCUCUAGAUACGACACUGCUACACAUAAAAUUUAAACCAUAAACAGGCACUUAUAAUAUAUAAAUGACAACUUUUAAUUCUAUGUUUAUAGAAAAUUUAAGGUUCUUACAAAAUAUCAGUGUUGUAUAAAUGUGUACAGAAAUAAAAGGGUUGCAGGAAA